Molecule: messenger RNA, 2055 nt
Organism: Spodoptera littoralis (African cotton leafworm)
Lineage: Eukaryota; Metazoa; Arthropoda; Insecta; Lepidoptera; Noctuidae
Source: the annotation of a GenBank genome assembly
AUGAAAAUCCCCACAGCCAUGGAUGAUAGCUCCGUAUCUCAUCACAACGGAGGGCAAGUUGGAUCUCAAAUCGGAGUCAGUGUAAAUAACAAACAAAAUGACGAACCUAGCCAAAGUGUCCAGUAUUCAAUACCGGGCAUUUUGCACUUCAUCCAACACGAAUGGGCGAGAUUCGAGCUCGAGAGAUCACAAUGGGAGGUGGACAGAGCAGAAUUUGAGGCGCGGAUUGCCUUCCUCCAAGGUGAGAGGAAGGGCCAAGAAAAUCUUAAAAAUGACCUGGUGAGGCGGAUUAAGAUGCUGGAAUAUGCACUCAAGCAGGAGAGGGCGAAGUUUCAUAAGCUCAAGUAUGGGGUGGAGUUACAGCAGGGUGAUGUGCGUCCUCCUCCAGAGGAGCCCCCUGCAGAGCCAGAGCCUGCUGAGAGAGCACAGUGGAAGCAAGGUCGUCAACUUAUUAAACAGUACCUGCAGGAAAUAGGUUACACAGACACCAUACUGGAUGUUCGCUCAAACAGAGUUCGGGCUCUGCUUGGUCUGAACAAUGAAGAAGUAGAAAACCCAAACUACAGAAAUUAUGACAAACAGCAGCACGACAGAUGUGAUUACUCUAUGAACCACAUGGUUCGCAAAUAUGAUUAUGAUACAGGAAAAGAGCCGCGUAAGAGUGGCGUUUCUGCCGGUGGCGGAUACAAUGAGGAGGGUCUCUCUGUGCAAGAGACAGCUGCCGUGUUCGCCAACUUCGAGUUCCUGACCAACCAGGAGAUGGAUAUGGACGAAAUAGAUGAUUUGGAUGCCAAACAGUCGCACCAUCCUCCUGGGAAACAAGGAGAAGAAGUUGAUCAUGAAGCUGAGGAAGUGUUGAAUGAGCUCAAUCUGCUGACCGAAAGAGAGGCUGACGGCGGCGGUCAGGGAGACGAAUACCCUGUUGGAAGUGGAUCCAGUGGUGGCAGCGCAGUGGCUGCUGGCGCGGGCGCAGGGGCGGGUGAGGCUGAUGAGGAGCCUCUCGCUCUAGGGGAACUGGCUCAGCUGACCGUCAGCAACGAGCCCGAAGCUUAUGACGUGGCUAGCGCUAACAAGGAAUCCUUCCGCAAAACUUGGAACGCCAAGUACACGUUGCGUUCGCACUUUGACGGAGUGCGUGCGCUGGCGUUCCACCCCACCGAGCCGGCGCUGGUGACGGCGUCGGAGGACCACACGCUGAAGCUGUGGAACCUGCAGCGCACGGUGCCGGCCAAGAAGUCCGCCGGCCUCGACGUCGAGCCGCUCUACACCUUCCGCGCGCACACCGCGCCCGUGCUCUGCCUCGCCAUGGGCGCACCGCGCUCCGAGGAGUGCUUCUCCGGCGGGCUGGACGGAACCAUCCGCGUCUGGAAUCUCCCACCUCCCACUGCCGAUCCUUACGAUCCCUACGAUCCUGCUGUUCAGGGCGCAGUGCUGCGCGACCACACGGACGCGGUGUGGUCGCUGUCGAGCGCGCACGGGCGCCUGCUGUCCGCGUCGGCCGACGGCACGGUGCGGCUGUGGGCGCCGCGCGCCGCGCGCCCGCUGCUCAGCACGCUGCGCGCCGACGAGUCGCCCACCGCGCCCGCGCCCGCCGCCGCGGACUUCGCCGACGCCGCCUCGCGCGCCGCCGUCGUCUACCGCGACGGCACGCUGCUGCUGUACGACCUCGAAACUGGACAGCCGGUGUUGCGCGUGGCGUGCGACAGCCCGGCGCACCGCGUGCGCUCGCACCCCACGCUGCCGCUGCUGGUGACGGCGCACGAGGACCGCCACAUCCGGUUCUGGGACGGCGUGUCGGGCCGGUGCGCGCAUACCAUGGUGGCGCACCUGGACGCGGUGACGGGGCUGGCGCUGGACCCCAACGGGUUGUUCCUUCUGUCGGGCAGCCACGACUGCUCCGUGCGCCUGUGGAACCUGGACACGAAGACGUGCGUGCAGGAGAUCACGGCGCACCGCAAGAAGUUCGACGAGAGCAUCCUGGACGUGGCGUUCCACCCGCUGCGGCCCUAUAUCGCCAGUGCGGGCGCCGACGGGUUGGCCAAGGUGUUCGUCUGA